CAACAGCAACAACAACAACAACAACAACAACAACAACAACAACAACAACAACAACUCCAACAACAACAACAACAACAACAACACCAACACCACCACCAACAACAACAGCAACAGCAACAACAACAACAGCAACAGCAACAACAGCAACAACAGCAACAGCAACAGCAACAACAGCAACAGCAACAACAACAACAUACACAACAACAACAACAACAACAACAACAACAACAACAGCAGCAACAUCAACAACAACACCCACAGCAACCACAACACCAACCGCAACAACAACAACAACAACAACAAAAACAACACCAACAACAACACCACCACCAACAACAACAGCAACAACAACAACAACAACAACAACAACAACGACAACAACAACAACAACGUCAACAACAACAACAACAACCCACAACGACAACAACAACAACAACAACAACGAUAACAACGACAACAAAUAAACAAAAACACCAACAACAGCAACGGCAGCAGCAACAACAACAACAACAACGACAACAACGACAACAACAACAACAACAACAACAACAACAACAACAACAACAACAACAACAACAACCACAACAACAACAACAACAACAACAACAACAA
This is a messenger RNA of Hordeum vulgare subsp. vulgare (domesticated barley), 612 nucleotides long. RefSeq lists its product as uncharacterized. The record is from RefSeq and is a predicted model, not a curated record. The transcript is spliced from 2 exons. NCBI's taxonomy places the organism in Eukaryota, Viridiplantae, Streptophyta, Magnoliopsida, Poales, Poaceae. The annotation marks the transcript as partial.